AUGGCACUAGCCAUGGCAGUUGAGAAAGCUGGUACUACAAACUUUGGCUUCAAUAACACAAAUGUUUUGGCCAAUGCAACAGACCUUGAAGCACUUGGCGUCUCCAAGAAUGGGCCAAAACUCCUUGAAUCAUUAUCAGGAACAUUCAGAGGUCUUACAGGAGAUUACACGUUUGUUGAUGGACAAUUGCAGUCUUUAGCUUUUCAGAUAGUCAAUGUGAAUGGUGAUGGAGCAAGAGGGACUGGAUUUUGGACACCAGAGGGAGUGCCGGUGAAGAAUCGUUACAGUGACUUUGUAAAAGUCACAACAGAUCCAAGUACCAAAACAACAACAGUCACUGGUUGCUGCAUUGAUGUCCUCAAUGCUGUAAUGCAAGUAUUGCCAUAUGCUAUCAGUUAUGAGUUCAUUCCCUUUGCUCUGCCUAAUGGCUUUAGCGCCGGUUCAUAUAAUGAUAUGAUCUAUCAAGUCAAGCUUUGGAAAUUUGACGCUGUGGUGGCAGAUACUACAAUUGUGGCCAACAGAUCACAAUAUGUGGACUUCACAUUUACCGAAUCUGGAGUAUCAAUGAUUGUGCCAUUCAAAGAUGACAAGAAGAAAAGUCCAUGGGUGUUCGUGAAGCCCUUGUCAUGGGACCUUUGGGUUACAACUGCUUGUUUUUUUCUUUUCAUUGGAUUCGUCAUCUGGGUCCUUGAGCACAGAAUCAAUGACGAUUUUCGCGGCCCGCCUGAGCAUCAAGUUGGCACAAGCUUCUGGUUCUCCUUCUCCACCUUGGUUUUUGCACAACGGGAGCGAGUGUUGAGCAAUAUGGCUCGGUUUGUGGUGAUUGUGUGGUGCUUUGUAGUCCUCAUACUAACACAAAGCUACACGGCUACCUUGACAUCACUCCUCACAGUGCAAAGUCUCCAGCCAACUGUUAACGAUGUAGCGGAGUUGAUAAAGAGAGGGGAAAAUGUUGGAUACCAACAGGGCUUUUUCGUCGUGGGGAUCUUGAAACAAUUAGGUUUCGAGGACAAAAAUCUACUGGUUUAUGAUUCUCUAGAAGAAUGUGACGCCCUUUUCCAAAAUGGAACUGCAAAUGUGGGCAUAGCUGCUGCUUUUGAUGAAGUCCCAUACAUUACAUAUAAAUAA
Mangifera indica (mango) is the source of this 1128-nucleotide messenger RNA. Its product is annotated as glutamate receptor 2.2-like. Gene Ontology annotation, cellular component: plasma membrane. NCBI's taxonomy places the organism in Eukaryota, Viridiplantae, Streptophyta, Magnoliopsida, Sapindales, Anacardiaceae. The transcript has 4 exons. Bases 1 to 1128 code for a protein of 375 amino acids. Gene Ontology annotation, molecular function: ligand-gated monoatomic ion channel activity; signaling receptor activity. The record is from RefSeq and is a predicted model, not a curated record.